Messenger RNA from Salmo salar (Atlantic salmon), 1223 nucleotides. RefSeq names its product epithelial membrane protein 3. Gene Ontology annotation, cellular component: plasma membrane. The record is from RefSeq and is a predicted model, not a curated record. Lineage: Eukaryota; Metazoa; Chordata; Actinopteri; Salmoniformes; Salmonidae.
GCUUUGGAGAUAGUGUGGGAGUAGAGGAAGAGUAAAGGGGAGGAGUGGCGUCUGUGAGAAAAGCAGGAGUGGCAGAGGAGAGAGGGGUACUGAGGGUUACAGAACCAGUCAUAGUUCCCCAGGAACUGAAAUUUAAGGACACCUGAGUGUAGCCUCAGUGGAAGCUCCCAGCCAUCAUGGUUCUUCUGCUCAUGUCUGUGACUGUGCUUCAUCUGUUCACUCUGGCCUUGCUGUUCAUCGCCACCAUGGAGAAGUCCUGGUGGAUAUGGUCCGAUGCUGAAAUCACAGACCUCUGGUCUAACUGCAUUCAUGACAACGUAACGGGAAACUGGCUGUGUGCUGCCUCUAACGAAAAUGACUGGCUGCAGGCAGUCCAGUCCCUGAUGAUCCUCUCAGUGGUCUUCUCCUCUAUCUCCUUCCUGGUCUUCCUGGGUCAGCUCUUCACCAUGUCUAAAGGAGGGCUCUUCUAUUUCACAGGCCUCUGUCAGGUUUUUGCAGGUUUCACAUCAUUUGCCGCCUGUCUCAUCUUCACAUUCCACCGUAAGAAGAUCUUGGAAGACUCCAGAGAACUGAGCAUUGGCCACUUUGGCUACUGUUUCAUUCUGGCCUGGUCCUGUGUACCGCUCUUGCUCUUCAGUGGAGUCCUGUAUGUUCACCUGCGCAAGAGGCAGUGAACUAAGACAUACAUGAGCAGCAUUAUUCAGUAUUACUUGGUAUUGUUAGCCUAUUAUCACUUGACUGUACACUCUUAGAAACACGGUUUCAAAAGGAAUCUUCAGCUGUCUCCAUAGGAUAACCCUUUUUGGUUCCAGUUAGAACCCUCUGUGGAAUAGGUCCUACAUGGAACCCAAAAGGGUUCUACCUGGAACCAAAAAUAGUUCUUUAAAGGGUUCUCCUAUGGGGACAGCCGAAGAACCCUUUUAGGUUCUAGAUAGCACUCUUUUUUUCUAAGAGUGUAGUGAACAACAGAGACACAAUGUACGAUGAUACAGAGGUCUUUAUUUUAUCUGUGUUAAAUGUAUAUAUGUAUUGUGUACACACAGUACUAUUACUGUAUCUGUGAAAUACUUUAAAUUGAGUCUUCAUUUUAUAGAAUAUUCUUUACUGUAUGCAAUAUUGCUGCCGUUUGGGUUAAUUCUGUCAUUUCUGUGAUUAAGUAUUUGUUUGCAUAAAAUCUUCCUCAUGAUCAGCAAGACAUGCCUCAAGACAUGGAAUUAACUGGA